GACAUAAUACGUACUUUUCAAGCUCACCUAAUAGGCCGAUAUAAAUUGUUGUAUAGACGUUUAUACCUGAGUUAGGCCGAACUACUUUCUUUUUUUCCUUCUAUAAUUUUCUUUACUUCCUUACAGUUGCACCGACUGUGCUGUAGAAAUAGCUCUUAUCGCAUCCCGGUCGCCACUAUGAUCGAAGGUAAUUUUAGUUAUAGGGCACUUCUGGGGCUUUUGCAAAACUGCACUAGUGCUCCGACUUCUAUUAGGGAUGUGAGCAAGUGGAUCGAACAGUACCACCAACACAGCACGCACAUUGUACAGACAUGGAAGGAGUAUUUAUGGAAUGCUGGCAUCGACAAAAAAAUCAUCGCGUUGUACAUAGUCAACGACGUGAUGCACCGGUGCAAGCACCGUAAGAACCCGGAGUUCUACUCGCUGGAGGCCGAGUUUAACUCCGUCAUAGUUGACAGCAUGAGCCACGUGUACCAGGACGCGGUUGAGACGUCGCCGGCGACGGUAUCUAAGUUGGUCCACUUGAGCAACACGUGGUGCGCCAAGGGCAUAUUCACCAAGGAGGUGAACGUGUGGAUUCGAGAGCACAUGAACUUGCCCCCUUACGACCAGGCGAGCGCUCCGGCGAAGGGGGUGGCGGCGCCGGGGUCGUCGCAGGCGAGCCAGGACGUCUCGAACGCGGGCAACGACGCGGAGCACGCGAGUCCGGGCAGCAAUCGGGGUGGCGGGGCGGGCGGCGCGCUGCUGGGGGGGGCCGAGGAGGGCGGCGCGCUGGCGAGCGGUCACAAUUCGAAUAUAGAGGUUUUGUCUACGUUGUCGUCGACGCCGGAUUUUGCCGGGCGCGUGAUACCGUGGUACUUGCAGAAUUUCUACAAGUUGGGGAAGAUUCUCGAGAGUUCGUUGUUGCGCUACAACGUGAUCAAGGCGAAGGUGGAUUUGUUUUCGCCGGACUCGUUCGUCAUACCGCCGCUCAAGAAUUGCACGGACAGAGAGGUCAUCCAGUUGUCCAACGACUUGUCGAACAAGAUUUCGGUGCUGACGGAUUACUUGACGCAGAUAGCCGAGCUUCGGAUGGGCUACCAGCUGUUUCAGAGGUUGGAGAUGUGCAUACUGGACUACGAGAAUCGGAUCAUGGACAAGGAGGUGGUGGAGGACACGUUGAGCAAGCACAGGGGCUGGAUUCAGACGCUGGACCAGGAGAAGAUAAAGGUAGAGAUGAUGCAGGAGAACGCGAACAGGGCGAAGGUGCCGUUGCAGAAGCGAUACAGGGAGUUGACGAGCAGUCCGGCGUCUGCGAGGGCGCCGGCGAAGGAGCCGUUUUCGACGGGGGGGGACGGGUCGAGGUACUACGAGUCGCACCCGCACUCGAGGAGGGAGAGAGAGUACGACAGGGAGAGAGAGUACGAUGGCAGGAGUCGGGAGGGGGAUUACAGGAGAGCGGAGGGAGAGUCGGCGGGGGGGAGGGGUGGCGGCGCGGAGGGGUUGUUGCAGUCUGGCGCGGCGAGUGCGAGUGGGAGUCGAGAUGCGGAGCCGUUGGAGGGGCCGUCGGUGGCGAAGGAGCACGCGGUUGGCUUUAGCCGGAGAGACAAUCAUUUUAGACGGGAGUCGUCUUAUUACGGCAAUCAGUAUGGUGGGUAUCAUGCGGCGCACGGUGGUUACUCCCACUCGUACGGCGGCAAUUACUACGGCAACAACCGGGAGGGGGGGGGCGUCGUACCGCCAGCCUUCUUCGAACUACGUUGGCGGGGGGUGGCAGGAACGCGAGCGGCCACGGAGGGGCGAGGAGUGGGCACCCGGCGAGCAUGGGCUACCGAGGUGGAGGCGGCCACAAUCAGGGGAGGCACCGGGUGUUCGCGUCCGAGGAGAAGCAGGAGAGUGGAGGCGGUGGGGUGAGUGGAGGGGGGGGUUUGGCGUCGCCGCCGGCG
Messenger RNA from Schistocerca gregaria, 1925 nucleotides. RefSeq lists its product as uncharacterized. The coding region runs from base 178 to 1893 and encodes 571 amino acids. The transcript is spliced from 3 exons. NCBI's taxonomy places the organism in Eukaryota, Metazoa, Arthropoda, Insecta, Orthoptera, Acrididae. The record is from RefSeq and is a predicted model, not a curated record.